AUGAAUCUGAAAGUAUUAAACAGAUGUAGACAAGCUUUUUAUUUUUCUGUCUACAUCAGUGGUGGAAGUGGGGACACUGCCAGCACUGUCUACAUCAGUGGUGGAAGUGGGGACACUGCUAGCACUGUCUACAUCAGUGGUGGAAGUGGGGACACUGCUAGCACUGUCUACAUCAGUGGUGGAAGUGGGGACACUGCUAGCACUGUCUACAUCAGUGGUGGAAGUGGGGACACUGCUAGCACUGUCUACAUCAGUGGUGGAAGUGGGGACACUGCUAGCACUGUCUACAUCAGUGGUGGAAGUGGGGACACUGCUAGCACUGUCUACAUCAGUGGUGGAAGUGGGGACACUGCUAGCACUGUCUACAUCAGUGGUGGAAGUGGGGACACUGCUAGCACUGUCUACAUCAGUGGUGGAAGUGUGGACACUGCUAGCACUGUCUACAACAGUGGUGGCAGUGUGGACACUGCCACCACUGUCUACAUCAGUGGUGGAAGUGUGGACACUUCUAGCACUGUCUACAUCAGUGGUGGAAGUGGGAACACUGCCAGCACUGUCUACAUCAGUGGUGGAAGUGGGGACACUGCUAGCACUGUCUACAUCAGUGGUGGAAGUGGGGACACUGCUAGCACUGUCUACAUCAGUGGUGGAAGUGGGGACACUGCCAGCACUGUCUACAUCAGUGGUGGAAGUGGGGACACUGCUAGCACUGUCUACAUCAGUGGUGGAAGUGUGGACACUUCUAGCACUGUCUACAUCAGUGGUGGCAGUGUGGACACUGCCACCACUGUCUACAUCAGUGGGGGAAGUCGUCAGUCGUCCUGGAGAGUCUCGAAGGACUCUGAGUCAAGACUCUUGAGAGCGGCUCGUGGUACAAGCCGCUCUGGUCAGGAACUCUCACAAAGAUUCAAGAGUCGGAUUGACUCCGACUCUGAAUUAUGUGAGGUUUCUGGAUCAAAGCAACCCACUCACAUGCAGGGCUGGGAGCGAGGGGCAGCUCUAUCCACCAACUGGUCGGUAUCCAUCACCCAGAGACCAAACGUCAACUGGUGUUAUGGAGUUCUUGCAGUGGCUGUAGAGAAUGGCACCUUCCUGGCUGCUAGUGGCACCUUCCUGCCAGCUAAUGGCACCUUCCUGCCUUCUAGUGGCACCUUCUUGCCUGCUAGUGGCACCUUCCUGCCUUCUAGUGGCACCUUCCUGCCUGCUAGUGGCACCUUCCUGCCUGCUAGUGUCACCUUCCUGCCUUCUAGUGGCUCCUUCCUGCCUGCUAGUGGCACCUUCCUGCCUGCUAGUGUCACCUUCCUGCCUUCUAGUGGCGCCUUCCUGCCUGCUAGUGUCACCUUCCUGCCUUCUAGUGGCGCCUUCCUGCCUGCUAGUGGCACCUUCCUGCCUGCUAGUGUCACCUUCCUGCCUUCUAGUGGCGCCUUCCUGCCUUCUAGUGGCGCCUUCCUGCCUGCUAGUGUCACCUUCCUGCCUGCUAGUGGCUCUUUCCUGCCUGCUAGUGACACCUUCCUGCCUUCUAGUGGCACCUUCCCGCCUGCUAGUGGCACCUUCCUGCCUGCUAGUGCUAAUGGCACCUUCCUGCCUUCUAGUGGCACCUUCCUGCCUGCUAGUGGCACCUUCCUGCCUGCUAGUGGCACCUUCCUACCUGCUAGUGUCACCUUCCUGCCUUCUAGUGGCGCCUUCCUGCCUGCUAGUGGCACCUUCCUGCCUGCUAGUGUCACCUUCCUGCCUUCUAGUGGCGCCUUCCUGCCUUCUAGUGGCGCCUUCCUGCCUGCUAGUGUCACCUUCCUGCCUGCUAGUGGCUCUUUCCUGCCUGCUAGUGACACCUUCCUGCCUUCUAGUGGCACCUUCCCGCCUGCUAGUGGCACCUUCCUGCCUGCUAGUGCUAAUGGCACCUUCCUGCCUUCUAGUGGCACCUUCUUGCCUGCUAGUGGCACCUUCCUGCCUUCUAGUGGCACCUUCCUGCCUGCUAGUGGCACCUUCCUGCCUGCUAGUGUCACCUUCCUGCCUUCUAGUGGCUCCUUCCUGCCUGCUAGUGGCACCUUCCUGCCUGCUAGUGUCACCUUCCUGCCUUCUAGUGGCGCCUUCCUGCCUGCUAGUGUCACCUUCCUGCCUGCUAGUGGCUCUUUCCUGCCUGCUAGUGACACCUUCCUGCCUUCUAGUGGCACCUUCCCGCCUGCUAGUGGCACCUUCCUGCCUGCUAGUGGCACCUUUCUGCCUGCAAGUGAUCACUGGAUUAAAUGUUAUGAAUUUGAAAUCUUCUCCAAAUUUGGAGAUGGUUCUUUUUAUACUGCCAGUAUUGAAAUGUUUGAUGACUGGUCAGGUCCUGGAAGACCCUAUGGUGGUACUUAG
Messenger RNA from Procambarus clarkii (red swamp crayfish), 2355 nucleotides. Lineage: Eukaryota; Metazoa; Arthropoda; Malacostraca; Decapoda; Cambaridae. The record is from RefSeq and is a predicted model, not a curated record.